CAUGUGGGCUCACUGUGCAGAUCAGGAGUAAUGCUGUGUGCAGUUUGAUUAAGGCUGAACUGCAGCAGAAAAAAUAAAUUAAAUUAUGGCUUCAAUAUUUUAUUCUUGUCUCUCACUAUCCAAAUGUCAGGACAUUUUUAAUCUUUACAACUCCUUGGUAGAUACAGUUCAACCUAAUUGGAAACAGUUGGAUGAAGAGGACAAGAGAAUGGCUUGUUUUGUGAGGAGAAAGUGUUAAGACCUCAACUUGUUCUUUAAAAUCAAGUUUGUUCCACUCUUCUUUUGUCUGAAAUAAGAGAAUCACAGAAUCAUUAAGGUUGGAAAAUCCCUCUAAGCUCAUUGAGUCCAGGCAAUCCCACAGCACUGCCAAGGCCACCCCUAACCCAUGUCCCCAAUGCCACUUCUCCAUGGCCUGUGAACCCUUCUGAGGAUGGUGACUCCAGCACUCCUCAGGACAGCUGUGCUCUGUCCAUCCCAGGAUUUCAGAGCUGUGGCUGCUGCAUGGGGGGUGGUUUUGGCCUGAGCAAGGGUGGUAUCAGAGACUGCAGUCAGAAGCAAACUGAUAAUUUCUGAGGUUUCACAUGGUCUUUGUAAAAAUACAUUGUUGAUUCCUUAAUUCCCCAUCUGGGAAGCAGGAAUUACUUUGUUGUGUUUCCUGACACCUGUGAAGGUGAUUUUGCUUCCACACUAUUAAUGAUCAGUGUGCUCUUUUAAUUGGCAAAUUACACACAUGACCAGAAGGGACAGUUUCCUUGGCAGAAUUCAGUGGGGUACCUCUCCUGCAAGAUGUUUCACCAGGAAAGGAGGGUUCAUUCUGCUCUUUUGGCUUUUCUUUCCUUCUAUUUUAUGCUGUUUGCUCACCCAGAACCAAAAUUGAGAGGGAAAGAGGAAAGGCAAAUUGUUGUUUUAGGACUGCCACACAUCUAAGUAUUUUCAAUAUUAAUGAAUUGGGUUUUAAUCCUUAACAAGUUCUCUGUUAACAAUCCAACUGGCCUUUUCCAAGGAGUCUGCUCAGAGUCAUGAAUGAACCUGUGCUUCAUGGUAUGGAAGCAGUUUGGGUGGUGACCACCCUGUGUUUAUGACUGUGGGAAAUCAAAGUGCUUGCCAGUUAAAAUGUCAUUCUUCAGAACAAAGAGUGGAUUUAGUAUAUUCUCAUAAAUGUGUUCCUUGCAGCUUCCCACAUCUUAGUGACAGGAAGGUGCUCCAAAGCCUGCAGGUGUUUGGAGAUGGGGGGAGUGUUUCCUGUGCCAUGUCCCUGUGACAGUCCCCACUGAUGUGACAUCCAUCUCUGCAGCAUUAUCUGUUGAGAGGUGCUGACUGUACUGCUACAGCAUGCAACUCAAAGGUGGCUGGAAAAAUAGGUUUGGGAGUCUACAGAUCAUUACAAUGUUGAAACGUGUCCUCAAUUAGCCUACUGGUGAUGGUGUUCCUGUGGAAAUCCUGCUGUGUACAGCUCAUUUAGGCCAAAGAUGUCUGCUCUGAAACAUGGGACUCUAACCAGAGUACAUUUAUGGAAAACAGAGCUGUCAGGAGCUAGGGAUGGACGUGGCCUGAACAAGUGCCAGCUGUUUUCCAUUACUAAAUUGAAGAAAGUAUUUCAUAUCAAUGGACUCUUCAGAGCUACAAAUACUGAUAUUUUUCCCCCCCACAAGUAACAUUUUUUCUUGUUGUGCUUUGAAAGAUGCUGCACUUACACUGGCUGUUCAUGUCAGUGCAGUCAUUGGUGUCCUUGAAAAAUCAGAGCACUUCACCCUUUUUUCUAAACUCAAGAAGCUGCAUGCAUUUGUUUUGGGGCAUUAUGAGUUCACUGAGUUCAGGUACUUGAAUGGGAAGUCACAAAUUAUUGCAGCUUUAAUAGAAUCCAGAUUUUCUCCACAUUAAUUCCUUAUCUCUACUUGUUUAUUGAGUCUCUUUGCUGUGAAUUCCUGGUUUUCCUCAUCCCAGCAGUGCAGAUGGAGUAGGAGACAGCCCUUAGAGCCCCCAGGAAGCAGCCCUGGCCCCGUGCAGGCAGUGUCAGGGGUGGACCCACGCCGUCACCGCUGCAGCCCAGUUUUUAAAGCCAGGAUAAUAUUGGACAUCGCUUACUCCAGAAACAUGGGUGGAAGCUGGGCCAGGGAUUGGGAAAGUCACUGCAGGGGAGGACAGAUCCCAUCCCUAUCGUUGUCAAGUAUGAUGUCAUGGGCAUGGGCCGGAUGGAGAUGGAGCUCGACUACGCCGAGGAUGCCACAGAGCGGAGGCGAGUGCUGGAGGUGGAGAAGGAAGACACCGAGGAGCUGAGGCAGAAGUACAAGGAUUAUGUUGAUAAAGAAAAGGCCAUUGCCAAGGCUUUGGAAGACCUCAGAGCAAACUUCUACUGUGAACUCUGUGACAAGCAGUAUCAGAAGCACCAGGAGUUUGACAACCACAUAAACUCCUAUGACCAUGCUCACAAGCAGGAAGGAACUCAGGAUUAUUGCCCAACAGGGAUGAUAGCUGAUGUAUUGAAAGCAAACCCUUCUAAUUUGGGAGUCCAGAUCACAAGAAGGUUGAAAGAUCUCAAGCAAAGGGAGUUUGCUCGCAAUGUCUCGUCGAGAUCCCGGAAAGAUGAGAGGAAGCAGGAGAAGGCCCUGCGGCGCCUGCACGAGCUGGCUGAGCAGAGGAGGCAGCCUGAGUGUGCUCCUGGAAGUGGGCCCAUGUUCAGGACCACCACAGUGGCUGUGGACGAGGAAGGUGGAGACGAUGAUGAUUCCGCAGCCAACAGCGGCUCCUUCGUCCAGACGAGCUCGGGCCAGGCCACAGAGAUGACCACGGACAGAGGCUUCCUGAACACUGGCCAAGGCACUGUGAUGCCAGGCCAGACAUCACAGGGGGCACAGGCCAUCAGCUUUGGUAUUAAGAGCUCUCUGGGAACUCCUCUACAGAAGAUCGGCGUGUCCUUUUCCUUUGCCAAGAAGACCCCAGUGAAGCUGGAGACCAUCGCUUCUGUUUUCAAGGACCACGUGGACGAGUCCAAUUCUGCAGACGGGGCAAAAGGUGAUGAGAGGGGGUCCUCGGAGGCUGGCAGCCUGCAGAAGUCUGGGGAGGGUGAAGGCACCAAUAAUUCUGAUGGCAAGGCGGAGGACGAUGACCAGCACGACAAGGACAGCGGGGCUCUGGCCAGCACCUUAUCCAAACUGAAGAAGAUGAGGCGAGAAGAUGGACCAACGGCCGUGGAGCCAGAAUAUUACCACUACAUCCCCCCAGCCCACUGUAAAGUAAAGCCCAACUUUCAAUUCCUGCUUUUCAUGAAGGCUACUGAGCAAACGGAAGCAGAAAAUGUGAACAAAAAAAACGCGCACGAGUUGAAAAAGGGGACUUCCCCCAAACCCAAACCCAGCAAGCACACGGAAAAGGCUGCCGAGAGCACGGGGCAGCAGAAAGAGCAGAGUACUACUGAAACUACAGCUCAGCAGGGCAAAACAGAACGAAAAGACAUCCCAGAGAACGAAAAUACACAGGAGAGCAAGCACCUUCCAGAGAGCAAUCCCCCGGAGCCAGACACUGCUAAAGAAGCUCCUCCUCCUGCCUCGGGCUGCAGAGAUGGCUCUGAGGGACCAAAGCACCCCACGGGACCUUUUUUCCCUGUUCUGAGUAAGGAUGAGAGCACGACACUGCAGUGGCCUUCAGAGCUGCUCAUCUUCACCAAAGCUGAGCCCUCUGUGUCGUACAGCUGCAACCCCCUGUACUUUGACUUCAAGCUCUCCCGUAACAAGGAUGCAAAAGGGAAGGGGGCAGAGAAAUCCAAGGAUCCAGGGGGGCUUUGUAAAGACAACACUCAGAACACAGAACCUGGUGAGGUGAGCAAAGCCAAGGAGGCCGAAAGUGUAGAGAACAGUUCUGCUCAAAAAAUGGAAAACAAAUCCCAGAGCAAGCAGGAGUCCAGUCUGGGAAGCAUCUGUAAGGGAGAAGGGGAGGACAGCAGUAAGAGUAUAACGGGUAAGAGUAAAUCUGGAAGGUCCCAUAAACACAAAAAGAAAAAGAAGCACAAAAAGUCCAGCAGACACAAACGCAAACACAAGGAGGAAGCUGAGGAGAAGGCCCGGAAAGCUGAGCUGGGGGAAGAGAAACCCAAGAAACGGAAAAGGCACAGGCACAAAAAAGGUAAAUCCUCCCUUUCAACAGAGUCAGACCGGGCGCUGAAACCUGAACUGUCUGAAGACUGCAGCCAUUUCCAGAAGAAAAAGCGAUGCUCCCAGGAGUCCCAGAGGAAAUCCCUGUCUGCUGAGGAGGGAAGCAGCAGUAAAAAAGAGGACGGGGGUAACUCCUGCCAAGAGCACGGCAGCAAAAGACACAAGGCUGAGCUGCAGCAGGUGCCUGGUGCGAGGAGGCGCUGCCCGGCUCUGUCCCAGCCCCGGAGCGGCUGCCGGAGCCAGCAGAGCAGCGGCGAUGAUGACAGUGACGAGGGCUCCCCUGGCAAGCACUGCCACCAGAAGUCCCCGUCGCAGUACAGCGAUGACUACGACUCGGGCAGCGAGCACUCCCGCAGCCGCUCCCGCUCGGGCCGCAGGCACUCCUCGCACAGGUCCUACUCCACCAGCUCGGACGCGUCCUCGGAGCACAGCCGCUACAGCCGCCACCGCAGCUACUCGGACGACAGCUACAGCGACUACAGCGACCGCUCCCGCUGCCACUCCAAGCGCUCCCAGGACUCGGAGGAUGACUCCGACUACAACAGCUCAAACCACCGCUCCAAGCGGCGCAAAUACUCCUCAUCAGAAGAUGACUACAGCUCGAGCAGGAGCAGGUCCAGGAGUCGGAGCAGGAGCCGAACCCACCCUCGAGGCAGGUCGAGAUCGAGGAGCCGGGGCAGGAGCCGCAGCAGCAGCUGCAGCCGCAGUCGCAGCAAGAGGAGGAGCCGCAGCGUGACAGGCCGCAGCUGGAAGCGCAGCCGCAGCUACAGCCGGGACCGCAGCCGCAGCACCCGCAGCCACUCGCAGAGGUCCCUGUCACGGAAGGGCUCACGGGGCCACGAGAGCCCCGAGGAGCGAAGGUCUGCCAGAAGGGACUUCAUUAGGUCCAAGAUCUAUCGCUCCCAGUCUCCUCACUACUUCCGGACGGGCCGAGGUGAAGGGUCACUGCCAAAGAAGGAGGAUGGCAAGGGAGAGGAUCUGAAAGGGUCUAGCUCCCUGUCCCAGAACAGCAGCAGCUCUGGCAUGGGGCGGGCCUCGGAAGGGGACUGCAGUCCUGAGGAGAGGAACUCCGUCACUGCAAAGCUGCUCCUGGAAAAGGUGCAGUCCAGGAAGGUUGAGAAGAAGCCCUGUGUCACUGACGAGAUGCUGUCAGGAGCAAACAAAGUGGGCAUAAAGCUCAAAGAUCCUCCCCAGGGCUACUUUGGUCCCAAACUGCCUCCUUCCUUAGGCAACAAACCGGUUCUGCCCUUAAUAGGGAAGUUGCCAACCAUUCGGAAACCAAACUCCAAAAGGUAUGAGGAGUCUGGCUUGGAGAGGGGUGAGGAGCAGGAGCUAUCAGAUGCUGAGGAUGGUUCCCAAGGCAUGGAGGAGGGUCAGCUGGCUGGCCAGUCUCUCCUGGAAGAUGUGGUGAUGGUAAUUCAGGACAAACCUCUGGAUGAGCAGAAACGUGACGAAGCCUCUGUGGAGAUGCCGUCCCUUCCCCUGGACGCUCCGGCGCUUCCUGAGUGCUUUGGCUCUGGAGAUCUGGUCAUGCCGCACAACUUCCUCUCGGAUCCAAGCGAUGGUGAUGGGCUGGAGCCUAUGGACGGGGGCAACCAGCCAGUCCCAGUGGAAACCAGUAUGAUGCCCUUAGUUCCAGAUGUUGAGCACUUUCCUGGCUACGUGCCUCAGAGCGGGGAGCCAAGCAUGGAAGGAGAUCGGGAUGGGGGAGAAGAUUCCUCUCUAGCCCCGCUGGAGAGCCAGCCCAUCACCUUCACGCCCGAGGAGAUGGAGAAGUACAGCAAGCUGCAGCAGGCGGCCCAGCAGCACAUCCAGCAGCAGCUGCUGGCCAAGCAAGUGAAGGCCUUCCCCACGUCGGCCGCCCUGGCUCCGGCCGCGCCCGCGCUGCAGCCCAUCCACAUCCAGCAGCCGGCGGCGGCCUCGGCCACGUCCAUCACGACGGUGCAGCACGCCAUCCUGCAGCACCACGCCGCUGCCGCCGCCGCCGCCAUCGGCAUCCACCCCCACCCGCACCCGCAGCCCCUCGCUCAGGUCCACCACAUCCCCCAGCCACACCUGGCACCCAUUUCCUUGUCCCACCUGACCCACUCGAUUAUUCCGGGGCACCCCGCCACGUUCCUGGCCAGCCACCCCAUCCACAUCAUUCCGGCAUCCGCCAUCCACCCCGGCCCCUUCACCUUCCACCCUGUCCCUCACGCUCUCUACCCGACCCUCCUGGCCCCGAGGCCAGCAGCUGCUGCUGCUGCCACAGCCCUGCACCUCCACCCCCUGCUGCACCCCAUUUUCUCAGGACAGGACUUGCAGCAUCCACCCAGCCACGGCACAUGAAGGACAAAAUGAAGGAACCUCGGAGGAAGGAGAAUAUUCGGCGUUUUGGUCAGGGGCCGGAGUCGAGCCAGCGGGCAGGUGAGGCCUGAGCAUUUCCUUUCACUCUUGAGCAGCCAAAGAAGCCAGGGGCUCCAGGGCUGGGCAGUUGGCUGUGUCCCAGGGAAGUCUCGCUCCGACUCCUCCGUGCACGCAGCAGCACCGCUCCAGAAGAACCAUUUCACCUUUAGAACAGCGAGACACUUGGAAAGGCUUUUUUUCCCCCUGGAUUCUUACACUUGGUCAUCUUCCUUCUGCCACCUUGUAUAUGAUAAAUGAGGUUUCAUACACACUAAUAGGAUCUCUAAAAGUCCUUUUAAUGAGGUCAUCUAAUUAAAUAGCAUGAUUGAAUCUGGCUUGUAAUUGGCCAUGGAACAUCGGGAGCUGCCCGCUGCAGGGGGUCUGGAGGCCUCAGCUUUCAGGCAUUGCAGGAGGUUCCUUGGCCCCUGUCUCUGCAGACGUGGGUUUGUCUUGCUGUGAGCAGCAAAGGUGGAAGUAAGAUCUUAGUGUAAAGAGGAGGAGGAGCUCUGUGGGUGUGCCCAGAGCUCCCUUCUCCAUCCUGCAUCCAUGCUCUCCUGCGCCAGGACCAUGCCUGGAUAUCCCAGACUGGAGAGGGGUUCUGGGGUUGGGCUUCCAGUCUGGGCUUUGACCACUCUUCUCCUGAAAGGGGGAAAAAAAUCACUCUGAAAUACAUCUUCUGUGGGGUUGGGAAAGAGGCACUGGGAUGGGAGAGAGAAGGAGAAUCCUGUUAGGAAUUGAAGCAAUACAGAGGACGGGGGAGCGCAGCCUGGAUGUAAAACGUGUUCUUUCCUCUGUAACACUGAUGGUUUCCUUAUUAAUUUAUAGGAUUUUUUUUUUAAUGUAAAGAAUUGCACUGAACUCUGUAAACAAAGAUGCUGCUUUUUGUAGCUCCUAUCAAAGGUUACAUUUGUAGUAUAUCGCAAUAAUAUUUUUUACAGCCAGUUCUUAGUGGUACUUGUUCUGGUGGCUUCUGUGUAAAUAUGUUUGCCGUAGGUGACCCAAGACACUUGUAAAGGUUCAAUUUAUAGUUUCAGCUAGAUGCAGAACAGCUAAGCAUGUAUAUUUUAUCAAGCUCAUGUAUUUUUGAAGUUUUUAUGUAGUAUAAAAUGUAAAAACAAACAAAAAAAUCCUCAUUUAGAAUUUUGCAGAAGAAAAAAAAAAUCAACAGGUGAGAUUUGGGCGAGGUGAGGGGUGUGGGGGUAGCAGUGACUCUGGCAGGUUCUGCGUUCCUCCCUGCCAUAGGAAUGGGCACUGGAGCAGCCUGGGGAGCAGCAGGAAUUCAGGGUGCUCCCAGAGAAUAGGAGCCCUUUUUUUUCCUUUCCUUUUUCUCCCUUUGGAAGCAGUAAUGUGCAGACCCUGCUGGUGCAGGAGGAGCCUUGGGACUGUUCCCAGCCCACACAGAGGGUUACCCCAGCUUCAUCCAUAAGGGAUUUCCCAGCUUCACCCAGCUCAGGUGAUACUGCCUGUGGGAGCUUCCCCACCCAGUGCAGGGGAUGUCCCCACUGCUGCUGUCCCCACGGACAGGGCACUGCAGGUGUCACAGCCCUUGGGCCACCACCGCUGGAGGGAGGGAUUUCAGAGCAGAGUGGGGAUGUGGUGACAUCCCCGUCCCUUUCCAGUCCCAUUCCCCAUCCUCUUCCCUGUCCCCUCCUGGAGUGCAGCACGAGGCCAGGCAGAGUCAAAGGAUCAAAACCCCCCGAGCUCCCUCACCGUGUAAAUGAGGAAUUGGAGCAGGUCAGAGUGGCAGCAGUCACAAAAAAGGGACUCAAUUUCCUGUAAAUACCGAACAAUUCAGUGUUACUGUCAGAGCUGAGCUUCAUAGGGCCCAUCCAUGCCCUGGCCCCAUCGUGCUGUGGGCAGGGGUCGUUUUUGGACUUCAGGAUAGCGCUAAAAUAAUUAACCUGUCAUUACUUAACAAGCAUAAACAGACUGUAUUUAACUUUGUCACAUAAGAUAUAUAUAUAAAUAUAUAUAUAUGCUGUAAAAUGAGGGAAAAAAACCUUUCUAAUAAACCAAUGAUUUGUGGAAAAAGA
Messenger RNA from Passer montanus (Eurasian tree sparrow), 8566 nucleotides. RefSeq names its product G-patch domain containing 8 (gene GPATCH8). The transcript is spliced from 10 exons. Gene Ontology annotation, cellular component: nucleus. Bases 2178 to 6476 code for a protein of 1432 amino acids. Lineage: Eukaryota; Metazoa; Chordata; Aves; Passeriformes; Passeridae. Gene Ontology annotation, molecular function: nucleic acid binding. The record is from RefSeq and is a predicted model, not a curated record.